Molecule: messenger RNA, 1380 nt
Organism: Drosophila grimshawi
Lineage: Eukaryota; Metazoa; Arthropoda; Insecta; Diptera; Drosophilidae
Gene: Gdap1
Product: ganglioside-induced differentiation-associated protein 1
Exons: 5
Coding region: 157-1161 (334 amino acids)
Biological process (GO): mitochondrial fusion; mitochondrial fission
Cellular component (GO): mitochondrial outer membrane
Source: RefSeq, a predicted model, not a curated record
GCGGUUAGUCGCUCUGUGUCGUUCCUAGCGAGCAAGCCGUCUUUUUUUCUAUACAGAUCUGAAACUGGGGCUACGCCACGCGGUUAACGGUUUUCAUUUUUCGCUUGUGAUAUAACUAAAAAUUACUCUGCCAUUAGAAUACUGAAGAUUUGCGAGAUGAGCACUCAGGCUGAUGAAAUUGCGCCAGCUUCGCCCCAACCAGAGGACUUCAAGGCACCCGUAUUCCAGGAUAAUAAAAUAGUGCUCUAUUUUCAUCCGUACAACUUCUACUCGCAAAAAGUUCUGCUGGUAUUUUAUGAGAAAAACAUUGACUUUACACCCUACAUAGUCGAUCUGUGCAACGGCGAACAGUAUUCGAGUUGGUUCCUAAAACUAAAUCCCAAAGGCGAUGUGCCCGUGCUGCAGGAUGGAUCGCUUAUCGUACCCAACUCUCGGAACAUUAUCAACUAUGUGGACAAUAAAUUUCGAGGAAUUCAGUAUCCGGUGCUGAAGCCAUACAACCCGGAUUCCUUAGAAUACGAACAGAUGAUGACCUUUGACCAAGCUGUGACACGCUUGCCGAUUGGCGCAUUGAGUCUGGGCUCGUUUAUCCAUGAUGACAUCAAGCUGGUGCCCAAGGCGCCCUUCAUCGGACCCGUGCGGCAAGCCUGCCUCAAUAACAAUCAAAAAGUUAUGGACAUACUGCGUCGCUCUGUUGCUGAAGUGGACGCAAAGAACACUGCACUGAAACAGAAGCUGGAAUUGCAGAUGCGUCGUCGAGCUUUGAUUGCCUCGCGAAUCGAUUUCCAACGUGUCCUGGAUGCUGUAAGGAGUGUGCUCACCUUUGUGGAACAGGAGCUGUCCAAGCAAACGCCACGCAAAGAGUGGCUGACGGGCGAUGAGAUCACGCUGGCUGACGUCAGUCUGGGCCUGUUGCUGCAGCGUCUUUAUCAGCUUGGCUUCGAGAACUAUUACUGGAGCUAUGGCAAGUUACCGAUGGUCGAGGGCUAUUUUCUGCGCUUCAAACAGCGCCCCUCGUACCACAGACUUGUACCCACGACCAAUUUUGAUAUACUUAAGGAUAUGUGGACGAUGACGCCGCCCAAUUACAAGUUGGGAGCUACUGCCGGCAUCUUGGUUGGGCACAUAAACACAAACAAAAGAACGCUUAAUUCUACAUAACGUGGAUAGAUGGAGAAAGAGAGAGAGAGAGAACGCGGAGCGGAGUGUCGAUUGCCCUAUGAACAGUGCACAAUACCAAAGUGCGAGCCUCAAGCAGCUAUCUUUUAAAUUAUCAUUAAAAUCAUUUGGUAUUAUGUUCUAAUUGGUAAAAAAAACGUUUGCUAGCCAAUACCAUUUUUUUAAAUUAUUCUCCUUUCCAUUAAAAUCAAUUCCUGUUUA